AUGAAGCUCUGUGUCUGCUUCGUGUUGCUCUCCUUUAUUCUAUGUACAAGUGCUGAGACGCCAGUACACCGAGCUGGAAAAUUUGUCCGGGAUGCAGUGGGAGGGGCAUGGGACAUGUACAGAGCAUACCGGGACAUGCGCGAGGCAAAUUAUAAAGGUGCCGACAAAUACUUCCACGCUCGUGGGAAUUAUGAUGCUGCCCAAAGAGGACCUGGCGGUGCUUGGGCAGCCAGAGUGAUCAGGUAA
Opisthocomus hoazin is the source of this 246-nucleotide messenger RNA. Lineage: Eukaryota; Metazoa; Chordata; Aves; Opisthocomiformes; Opisthocomidae. The record is from RefSeq and is a predicted model, not a curated record.